Molecule: messenger RNA, 783 nt
Organism: Hirsutella rhossiliensis
Lineage: Eukaryota; Fungi; Ascomycota; Sordariomycetes; Hypocreales; Ophiocordycipitaceae
Exons: 1
Coding region: 1-783 (260 amino acids)
Source: RefSeq, a predicted model, not a curated record
AUGGGCCGACCGCUGGACGCCUACGAUGACAUCGCCAUCGCCACCAUCGUCAUCUACGCCGUCUUCCUCGCCGGCGCCGUCGCCCUCUGCUUCAAGCACGGCCUCGCCCGCUCCUCGGGCUGGCGCUUCCUCAUCAUCCUCGCCCUCGCCCGCCUGAUCGGCUCCGCCUUCCGCCUCGCCACCGUCUCCGCCCCGGCCGACGCCGGCCUCUACGUCGGCUGGCUGACCCUCAACGGCCUCGGCCUGGCGCCCCUGAUCCUCAUGCUGCUCGGGCUCCUCGGUCGCGUCUUCGACUCCACCAACCGCAGCGGCCACGACGUCGUCAAGCCCGCCCACCGCCGCCUCGUCGAGAUCCUGAUGCUCGUCGCCAUCAUCCUCGUCAUCGUCGGCGGCACACAGUCUGCCGUUACCGUCCAGGGGGGCGUGCCCAAGAUUGCCUACUCGUCCACCAGCAAGGCCGGCACCGCCAUAAUGGUUGCCGUCCUGGCCCUGCUCUGCCUCGAGCUGCUCCUCGCCUUUCGCAAACGAGGCCACGUCGCCCGGGGCGAGCGCCGCAUCAUCGUCGGCGUCGGCCUCUCCAUUCCCUUUGUCAUCGUCCGCCUCGUCUACUCGUGCCUCGUCGUCUUUGGCGGCGUCUCGUCCAACGUCUGGCUCUACCUCGGCAUGCUCGUCAUCAUGGAGAUGAUCGUCGUCAUCAUCUGCCAAGUGCUGGGCUUUUCGCUCGACAAGGCCCCCCCUGCUGCUGCCAAGGACGACCAGGAGCAGGUCCGGGCCGGGCAAUGA